AUGGCUAAUUCAAGGAAGUUUGGAAAGCAACUUUCUCUUAAUGAGAUUAUUGAGGAAUUGGCGCAAAAUGAUGAUGACAUCCCAGAAUCUAUUACAAUAAUGCCACCGAAAAAUUGUAAUGCUGAGGUAACGGAUGAAGACUCUGGAGAUGAAGACUUGGUGUCACUUCAAAACUUGCCGGGAUCUCAACUAAGGCCUGCUGCUGAGGUCCAGUAUGGCAACAGCUGUGAUGAUUUGGAGAGUGAUGAUGAUCUAUCAUUAGCCGAACAUCGCAAAGCGACCCCGUACCCUCCCGGCUUUGGCCGAGGAGGUCAAGGACUUGGAUUUGUUUACAAAUUAACAAUCUGCGUAAACACUGCUAUCAGCGAGGGAAAGAGCGUUUCCGCGGCCACUAAGAAGCUCAUCAAUCUGGCCAUGGAGGAGAUAAGACGUUCCACCCGCAACCUAAACACCGUUAUUGCGUCAACAACCCCAUCUGCACUAGGAGAAAUAAAGGAGGAGUUGCUUUCAUGCGUGAAAAAAGAAAUGGCAGACUUCAAAAAGAUGGUGACUGCCUCACAAGCGCGACCAUCUUAUGCCCAAGCAGCUGCUUCCACUUGUGGUGGCAGGACUCCUGCGAUUAACAAGACCUCUCCACCCUCCAUCCUCCCGGUGACCAAACCAGCUAUUAUAGUCAGCUCAACCGAACAGUCGAAGACACCGGAAGAAGUAAUCAAGAAAUUUAAAACCAGCUACAGUUACAGGGAGUCAACUUACGCACCAGCCCGCAUCCAACGUGUCUCCAAUAAUAAGCUACGUAUCGAAUUUGACAAUCAGCAACAACGCGACGACACACUCUCUCGGCUAGAGACAUCUGAUGAGGUCAAGGCCGAGCCUGUGCGAAGCCUCAGACCCAUGGUUAUCCUCAAGGGGAUAUCUAAAGACGUGCCAGUUGAGGACUUAGUGAAAAUCAAACGCCACCAAAACACAGAACUUGCGGAGAUUGCGAACGACAGCAUCGAUCUCAACGACACAUAUUUAUCGCUCAGAUUCAAGCGUAAUAAUAGGAAUGAGAACUUAUAUAACGCAGUUUUCCUAGUAGGUCCAAAAUUUUACAGAAAGAUGAUGAUAUGGGCCGCGUAUGCAUCGACCACCAGCGAAUCCACCUGGAAAAUUUUUCACCCUUUCUGCAAUGUCAUAAAUGCCUACAGUUUGGACAUAUGA
Parnassius apollo (apollo) is the source of this 1203-nucleotide messenger RNA. Lineage: Eukaryota; Metazoa; Arthropoda; Insecta; Lepidoptera; Papilionidae. The record is from the annotation of a GenBank genome assembly.